Messenger RNA from Paraphaeosphaeria sporulosa, 1038 nucleotides. Its product is annotated as kinase-like protein. Gene Ontology annotation, biological process: protein phosphorylation. Bases 1 to 1038 code for a protein of 345 amino acids. The record is from RefSeq and is a predicted model, not a curated record. The transcript has 4 exons. NCBI's taxonomy places the organism in Eukaryota, Fungi, Ascomycota, Dothideomycetes, Pleosporales, Didymosphaeriaceae. Gene Ontology annotation, molecular function: protein kinase activity; ATP binding.
AUGUUCAAUCGCUUGCGAGAAGGCUUCCGACAAGAGCGUAAGAUGCAACCGGAGUCAGAAUCGGUCCGUUCUGUGGAUGACGGAGGCCAUCUGUCCCGACGAUCGAGCAGCAAGGUCGUCCCUGGGCUGCCCAGGCCACUGACUUUCAAGAGAAUGAGCAGCGAGAAGCGCGAGAAGCUUCUAGAAGGUCCUGUUUCUCCUAAACAGAGACGAGCUACUUCACUUCAUCAGCGGCGAGGCAACCCACCUGAUCGGAUAAAAAGAGAUCAAGACGACAAAGGCAACGAUGUCUACAACGGCUCUGGCCGAGAUCAAGAAGAAGCUUACGAGACGUCAUCUGUUCAUUCUGCUGUAUCAACGGCUCGAAGUGAUCUCGAGGCAGUACUAGCGGAUUGGUCAGGACGAGCAACAUGCGAUCUUGCAACUUUCUUAGAAGACUACGAGGCCGUCAUGGAUAACAGUCCAGAAGAUCAUGCACGCGGUGAAAGGAUGAUAGCACUUGGCGCAAUGGGAGACGGAUCGGAGGUUUUUGAGAUUAGUGCCAACAGCAUCCUCAAGUGUCGUAUGGGAUGCAUUAUAUCGGCAGUCGAAUAUCUGCACAGUCAGAACAUUCGCCACAAAGACCUGAAGCCUUCCAAUAUCCUUCUCUCGGCUGGACGCGUUUUCUUGACAGACUUUGGCACAGCUACUGACUUCUCCGACCGAACUUCAAGCACAACCGAAGGUAUAGAAAGAGGGACGCCAAAAUAUUUUGCACCUGAGAUGGCCGCCUACGAAGGCAGCGGUCGUCCUGCGGACAUUUUCUCACUCGGAUGCGUUCUGUUGGAGAUGCAUACAAUUCAGCAAAAGCAAAGAUUGCAUACCUUGCGAGAUCUUAGAGCCAAACACGAUAAGAGUUUUCAGGCGAACCAUGAAGCCAUCGUCGACUGGCUCGCACGGCCCGUGGAACGGGAGUCUGGUGUAGAUCGUCAAAUUAAAGAUACCAUUGGAUGGAUGCUCAGCAAGAACCCAGCAGAGCGGCCCACGGAACGUCCAUGA